AUGGGCUCUCGCAGCCGCUCGCGCGAGCCAGUGCCCGCUGCACUCCUGGAUGGUCACACGAUGAUGGCUCACUUCAGGGAGAUGCUGCGUUCAGAGAUCAAAGAGCCGAUGGCGAAGGACUUUGCGGAUGUGAAGACAUCGAUCGACAACGUGCGCAGGGAUGUCGAGAGGCACGAGGGCCGCCCCAACAGCAUGGAGCAGGAGCUCAAAGACCUUCGCGAGGGACGCUCGGUGGCACCAUCCACGGCUGCGUCUUCGGUCGGGCCUCCGCUGCGUUUCUCCGGGCUCGAGAGUGCGGCACGGUCGGCUCCGUCGGGGCCAAAGAAAGCGAGCGACAAGAUUUGCGUGACCAUCGGCGGCUGGGAUCGGGACACGCGACGCGAUACCAUCCCGAGCGAGGCUCGCGCUUUCACCGACACGAUUCCCGACAAGGCAGAGGAUGGAGUGUUCGUCCCGCUCGAGCGUGCGAGCUUCUUGAAGGUGAUUCGGCUCUCUAUGAUGAUCACGCGUGCGAAGAAGGAGAUGAUCGACAACCUCGGCGUGCAGACGGCCGACCUGGAGCUGGACUACAUUCGAGGCGUCGCCUGGUGGAAGCAGCACAGGUUUGGCAAAACGGUGAAGACCACGGGCCUCAUGAGUUUCAGGGAGAACGUCGCGGCCGAGAUCAGCACCUACACGGGCGCGGACCUGAACCCAGUCGAGUUCCAGGCGAAAGCCAACGCGGGGCAGCGACUGGACAGGGAGCGAACUCUAGAGGAACCCGCGGAGCAGAUGGGCUUCAAGUUCACCAGUUGGGACGCUCAGGGGAUCGGAAAGCACAGCGCAGAGUUCUUUGCGCAGACGCUGCGCGAGCAGCACGACUACGAUUUGGCCAUCUUCCAGGAGGUAGGACACUCUCGCAGCCAGCGCGAGGACUCCAUGGACGAGCUCUCCGACUUGAUCACCGUGGCGCCGUCUGGGGCGCAUCCGAUCGUGGGCGCGGCGCGCUGGGUCGGGGACUUCCCAGUCGGUCAGCGCACCCGCCGCGCCGACCUGUUGGCGCGGCUUCUCAUGCAGCGCGACCUCGCGGCGACGAACACGUUCAUUGCGGCGGCCAGCGGGCCCACCUGCCACUGCGACUUCAAGUGCCCGCCAUCCCAGAUCGACUAUGUCCUGACCCCUGCUCGCGACAUCUGGAAGGUCAGCACCGCGCUCGAGGAUAUCGCCGACUGCGCGCAGUCCGACCACUCGGCCAUCAAGCUGGAGCUCACCCUCGGCGCCAGGAGGCGCUACGUCUGGAACGGAGGCCGUGCGCCCAUGAAGGGCUGGACUUGCCUCGACAACCGCUUCCAGCGCUGGAGCCACAACGCCUGCUACGCCGACCGCAACCCAGUGCCAAUCACGUCUAUGAUGGGCGCGGUGCGCAUGGCUGCCGCAGCCCGCGGCAGGGGCCCGCCAGCGCGGGAGGCCCCCAAGCUCCCCGAGAGCCACGAGUUCACGCAGACGCUGCGGACGUUGGAGGCGCGUCGGCGGGCCACCCGCGACCGCGUGCAGCGCGCGAUCUACAGCAGGGACAUCAAGAUCAGGGCCGCGAACAGGGCCCUGCAGCACGACUUACACGAGGCUGGCAACCCUCGAGAACUUUUGGAGCGCGAGUGCGGCAACGCCUUCAGGACCAGCGACGGGGAGGGGCCUGAGGACGCGCUAGACAUCCCGCCCUUGCCCCGCGAGGCUCUGGACGACAUGGAGGCCAUGAAGGCGCCUGGCGUGGGCGGGGUGGUCGCCGAGGUCGCGCAGGCCCUCGACUCGGGCUUCCUCGCCUCGCUCGCGGCCGUCUUCGAGAGCCGCUUCCGCGGGGUGCCAGAGCAUGCCAGGGAUCAAGUCUGGUCGAAGCACAUCAUCCAGCCCAUGGAGAAGAAGGGAGACAAGCACACGCUCAAGGGGUACAGGCCAAUCGCGCUCCUGACCACCUUCGAGAAGCUCUAG
Prorocentrum cordatum is the source of this 1965-nucleotide messenger RNA. The record is from the annotation of a GenBank genome assembly. Lineage: Eukaryota; Dinophyceae; Prorocentrales; Prorocentraceae.